ACGCGGCGCAGCGAGCGAGCCGGCGGGGGAGAGAGGACCAGGCCAUGGAGAGCCAAAUCCAGCGGGUUCGCGACGCGUUCGCGUCCGGCCGGUCGCGCCCCGUGAAGUUUCGGCUGCAGCAGCUCGAGGCCCUGCGCAGGAUGGUGCAGGAGCGCGAGAAGGACAUCCUGGAGGCCCUCGCCGCCGACCUGUGCAAGAGUGAACUCAACGCAUACAGUCAGGAAGUCAUUACCAUUCUUGGCGAACUUGAUCUCGUGCUGGAGAAUCUUUCUGAAUGGGUUACUGCUAAACCGGCUCAGAAGAACCUGCUCACCAUGCUGGAUGAGGCCUAUGUUCAGCCGGAGCCCCUGGGAGUCGUACUGAUUAUUGGAGCCUGGAACUACCCCUUUGUUCUCACCAUUCAACCUCUGAUCGGAGCCAUUGCCGCAGGAAAUGCUGUCAUUAUCAAGCCUUCUGAACUAAGUGAAAAAACGGCUAAGAUCUUGGCCGAACUCCUCCCACAGUAUUUGGACCAGGACUUGUAUGCUGUUAUUAACGGUGGCAUCAAAGAGACCACGGAGCUCCUGAAGCAGCGGUUUGACCACAUUCUCUAUACGGGGAGCACGGCGGUCGGGAAGAUUGUCAUGGAAGCCGCCGCCAAGCAUCUGACCCCCGUGACGCUGGAGCUGGGAGGGAAGAGCCCGUGUUAUGUCGACACGGAUUGUGACCUGGACAUUGCCUGCAGGCGUAUAACUUGGGGGAAGUACAUGAAUUGUGGCCAAACCUGCAUUGCUCCUGACUACAUUCUCUGUGAACCGUCCCUCCAGAAUCAAAUUGUGCAGAAGAUUAAGGAAACCGUGAAGGAAUUUUAUGGCGAAAAUAUAAAAGAAUCUCCUGAUUAUGAGCGGAUCAUCAACCUUCGUCAUUUUAAGAGGAUACUAAGUUUGCUUGAAGGACAAAAGAUCGCUUUCGGUGGGGAGACCGACGAGGCGACACGCUACAUAGCCCCGACAAUCCUUACUGACGUCGAUCCUGAAGCCAAGGUGAUGCAAGAAGAAAUUUUCGGGCCAGUUCUUCCCAUCGUGCCCGUGAAGAAUGCCGACGAAGCCAUAAAAUUCAUAAACAGCCGUGAAAAGCCGCUGGCUUUCUACAUCUUUUCUCACAACGAUAAGCUUGUCCGACGGAUGAUCGACGGCACGUCCAGCGGCGGCGUCACCGCCAACGACGUUAUCAUGCACUUCACCCUCAGCUCGUUGCCCUUCGGAGGAGUGGGUUCUAGCGGCAUGGGAGCUUAUCACGGCAAAUACAGUUUCGAUACCUUCUCUCAUCAACGUCCCUGUCUACUAAAAAGUUUAAAGAGGGAAGGUGCUAACAAGCUCAGGUAUCCUCCCAACAGCCAGUCAAAGGUGGAUUGGGCAAAAUUUUUCCUCCUGAAGCGCUUCAACAAAGGAAAACUCGCUCUGCUAUUCCUGGCUUUCCUGGGCGUGGUGGCGGCCGUGCUGGUCAAGGCUGGAUACUACUGAAGAAAGAUCCUGUUCAAUCUCCUGGUUGCAGCUACUGAAUUAUUGCUCUAUUAAAUAGCUAAUGAACCAGUCGUUUUAAAAUCCUACCCAAAAUAGUAGGGAAAUAUGCAAAUGCACCAUAAUCAACUCUCAAAGUCAUUGCCACUCCCCAGGGAUAAAACUUGCCAUCUCAGCCAAACCCCAGCCUUCCCCCCCACAGUGGGGGGGACUCGGAGAACCCAUUUUACAUUGUGUCACCCAGACCUUAGAGCCUGAGUCUAAGGGAGGAGCAUAUGAUAGGCUAAACCUGGACUCCUUGGGAGAUGUCAGGGAGUCUCCGAACCUGUUGAGUGACUUCUUCACUCCAGUUCAUGGG
Molecule: messenger RNA, 1857 nt
Organism: Odobenus rosmarus divergens (Pacific walrus)
Lineage: Eukaryota; Metazoa; Chordata; Mammalia; Carnivora; Odobenidae
Gene: ALDH3A2
Product: aldehyde dehydrogenase 3 family, member A2
Exons: 11
Coding region: 45-1502 (485 amino acids)
Biological process (GO): aldehyde metabolic process
Cellular component (GO): cytoplasm
Molecular function (GO): aldehyde dehydrogenase (NAD+) activity
Source: RefSeq, a predicted model, not a curated record